AUGCAGUCCCUCCCGCUUCUCCUGGCGCUGGCGGCCUCCACCGCGCUGGCGCCGGGGCCUCGAAGAGGCUCCGAAGAGGAGGGGCAGGGGCGCAGGUCGGAUGUGACCCCUGUCCAGAAGGUUGUCCAGCUGCUGGAGAACAUGAAGGAGAAGGGCACAAAGGAGAUGCAGGAGGAGCAGGUCCAGUACACAAAGUUCAAGCAGUUCUGCGACAUGACGUUGGCGGAGAAGGAGGCGGCCAUCGGUACCGCCGCCGACAAGAUCGAGACCCUGGAGGCAGACAUCGAGAAGGCCGCCUCGGAGGCGGAGCGUCUGAGCAAGGAGAUGGCUGAGCACGCCGCAGACGUCGAGGCUGCCACAGCAGAGAAGGAGAAGGCCACCGCCGUGCGUGAGAAAGGUAGGGCGGACUUCCAGAUGACCCUGCAGGACUACAGUGAGUCCAUCGACGCCAUUGGCAGGGCUCUGAAGGCCCUAAAGGAGGAGGACAAGAAGACGGCCAAGACGGCACUUCUCCAGCUCUCUGAUGCCAAGCUCCUGCCUGAGGAGGCGAGGAGUGCACUCAUGCAGGGCCCGGCACCCAAGACGUACGAGUUCCAGUCCGGGGGCGUGAUCACCAUGCUCGAGGGCCUGCAGGACAAGUUCGUGGACGAGCGCAUCAGCUUGGAGAAGGAGGAGCAGAAGAAGCGGCAUUCUUAUGAGAUGCUGGUGCAGAGCCUGAAGGCCCAGUUGGCACAGUCCAAGAAGGAGCAGGGGGAGAAGGCCCAGUUCAAGGCCAAGCUGCUACAGAGCAAGGCCUCAUCCGACGGCGACUUGGAUGAGACCAAGGUGGAGAAGCAGUCCGACGAGAAGUACUCCGUGGACCUGAAGGCCACCUGCAGCAAGAAGGCCGCGGCCUUUCAGGAGCGCCAGAAGCUGCGGCAGGAGGAGAUCGAGGCCAUCGAGAAGGCCAAGGGCAUCAUCGCUGGUGGUGCGGUGGCCGGCAGUGCGGAGAAGCACUUGCCCAGCCUCCUGGCCACCCCGAUGGCCGCGUCCGGCCUCUCCACGGCGCUGGCCUUCCUGCGCUCAGAGCGGGAGCCGCGGGCUGAGCGGGCUGAGCGGGUUGCGCGGUUCCUGCAGCAGCGCGCCGCCGCGCUCAAUAGCCGGGUGCUCUCCGCCAUGGCCGGCCGGGCUGCUGCGGAUCCCAUCGCCAAGGUGCGGACCAUGAUCGAGCAGCUGAUCACCAAGAUGCAGGCGCAGGCCAACGAGGAGGCAACCAAGAACGGCUGGUGCAACGCUGAGCUCGCAUCCAACAAGGCCACACGGGAGGAGAAGACCGACGCCGUGGACGAGCUGUCCUCAGACGCGGACGAGCUCUCCACCGCCAUCGGCAAGCUCGACGAGGAGGUGGCAACGCUGGCCAAGCAGGUGGCGGAGCUCGAUGCCGACAUGUCCAAGGCGACGGAGAUGCGAGAGCAGGAGAGCAGCAAGAACGCUGCCACCGUCAAGGAUGCCAAGGAGGCGCAGGCUGCCGUGGCCCAGGCGCUGCUGGUGCUCCGCGACUUCUACAAGAAGGCGGCCGGUGCCACGUCCCUGCUGCAGGCGCAGGAUGCCCAGGCAGCCCAGGCAGGCCAGAGAAGCCUGUCGCAUCUGUCGCGGACAGCCGCGGAGCCGGAGGUCUUCGGCGACGAGCCCUACACCGGCAUGGGCGGCGAGAGCGGCGGCGUGAUCUCCAUGCUGGAGGUCAUCGAGAGCGACUUCGCGCGGCUGCAGGCGGAGACGGAGGCCGCAGAGGAGGCGGGCAAGAAAGAGUACCAAGAGUUCAUGGAGGACUCGAAGGUGGACAAGGCCACCAAGGUCCGGACGUCGGAGCACAAGGUGACCAAGAAGCAGGCCAAGGCCCAGGAGCUCACUGCCGUGCGCGCCGACUUGCAGGGCACGCAGAAGGAGCUGGACGCCGCAAACGCCUACUUCGAGAAGCUGAAGCCCGACUGCCUCGACACCGGCGCCUCCUACGCCGAGCGCCAGGCGCAGCGCAAGCAGGAGGUGCAGGACCUCCAGGAGGCCCUUGAGAUGCUCGAGAAGGAGGUUCCCACUUUCAGCACCACGUCAUUAGCACAAGUUCCGCGCUUGAUCACCCUGGACAGCACUGGCACCCUCAUGCGGGUGCGAAAGCCCAUCGGGGACCUGUAUGUCGACGCGCUCCGUAGGGUAAGACCUGACAUUCAGGUCUCUGCUUCCGAGAUGACGCGGGCCUUCCCUAUCGCCUUCUCUCGCCAGUCGUCGCUGUCCCCGAGCUUCGGAGCUGAUGGCCCCGGCUGCCGGGAGUGGUGGCGGGCUGUCGUGGAAGGCACCAUGGCAGGGGCUGGAAUUACUGUCUCGAAUUUGGACGAAUCCUUUGAUGCGAUCUUCGACGAUUUGUAUGGAAAAGUCUUCUCCGGAAAGGCAGCCUGGGAGCUCUUGCCGAACACCCUCAGAUCGUUGGAAUCGCUUCGCACGUGGUGCUCUGCAAACGACUGCCGCCUCGGGGUGAUGUCGAACAUGGAUAGCAGGCUUUCCCUGAUUCUUCAAAAUCUGGGCAUCCUUCAGAACUUUGACUUCGUGCUGACAUCCUACGACGCGAGAGCCGAAAAGCCGUCACCCAUCAUCUUCCACAAGGCACUGGAAGCUGCUGGUCUGGCACCGACGUCGCAGGCCCUACACUGCGGAGACAGCUUCAAGCGCGAUUUGCUUGGAGCGACUGCCGUGAACUGGAUGGCAGCCUUGGUGGACGAAUCCAUUGACGAGGUGCAGCGGCUCGAACUGACGAAGGCGCCUUCUGCCAUGGCAUGGCGAAUUCCUCACAUCGGCUACAUCGAAGGCUUGCUGCAUGAGUGA
Molecule: messenger RNA, 2853 nt
Organism: Symbiodinium natans
Lineage: Eukaryota; Dinophyceae; Suessiales; Symbiodiniaceae
Source: the annotation of a GenBank genome assembly